Molecule: messenger RNA, 1337 nt
Organism: Schistosoma turkestanicum
Lineage: Eukaryota; Metazoa; Platyhelminthes; Trematoda; Strigeidida; Schistosomatidae
Source: the annotation of a GenBank genome assembly
CUUAAACUUAAUUUGUUUAUACCAUUGUUUAUAGUUGCUUCAAAAAUGAACUUUCUUGUUGGUGGCGGCUCAGGAUUUAUAGGUCGGUCUCUAGUUUCAUCACUUAGAUCAACUGGACACAAAGUACGAGUUAUCUCACGCAAACCAAAGGACGUAAAUGAUCUGAGCUGGGAAUCUAUCAGGAAAAAUGGUCUACCAAAAGAUGUAGAUGUCAUUGUAAACUUGAGCGGUCGAAACAUUGGUGAAAUUAACCCAUCAUUUUUCAUUAAACAGAAUUAUCAGAAGUAUAUUGACGAAGUUUUUUCCAGUCGUUUAGAUACAACUAGGCUUCUUGUUGAUUUAUCUAAAUCUGCUCCAAUAAAGGCUUUCAUAAAUGCGUCAGCCAUAGGUUUCUAUCCUCCUGAUCCGAAAGCCACCUAUGAUGAAUCUACUCCAUUUAGGGACCAUGAUUGGAUCACCAGUCUUGUUAAGCAAUGGGAAGAUGCAGCUCAAAUACCUUCUAGACCCGAUAUUCGUCAAAUUCAAUUGCGGACAGGUAUAGUUCUUUCCAAAGACUCGAAUUUAAUCCGUUCUUUUCGCCUCAUUUAUCUUUUGGGGUUUUGUAAUCCGAUUGGUACUGGUCAUCAGUGGGUAUCUUGGAUUCAUCUACAUGAUAUGGUUAGAAUAAUUGAAUAUGUUGCUGACCCUAAACAAGUAUUUUCAAGCGGACCAGUCAAUUGUACAGCACCUGAACCUGUUUCUCAGGUUACUCUUGCUAAAGCUAUGUCUCAGUCACUUGGUGCUCCAUCUAAUUUCCUUUCUAAUAUUUCAACUCCACCGUUUAUUUUUACUUGUCUUCUUGGUCGUGAUCGUGCUACCUUGGUUUUAGAUGGUCAGCAUGUGAUUCCAAAGAAGCUUCUUAAUUCAGGAUUCGAGUUCACUUACCCUACUUUAGCAGAUGCUUUCGAAAACAUUUUUGGUCGUCGACCUCGUUUAUGAGUCACAUCUUAACUUCUUAUUGAACUAAGUGAUCUGUUAGUAAGAUAUAACUAACGAUUUUCUUCCUUUGCUAUCUGUUUUAUCAUGAUAGAUUUAUUUGUAUCGAAAUAUCUUUCUACUAUCUCUCAUAUUCAUGUAGUACCUUCUCAAUUCUAAAAUUAUGACUACUAAAUGUAAACCUUAUAUUAUGUUUUUGUUUUAACUACAUUAUUCACUAAUAAAUUAGAAAUUUUUUAGAACAGCUAGUCCUUACUGCUUGUAUAUAACUGAACAUAAUAAGAUGAGAUACAAUGAGUUCUUUCGUUUCCCUUAUGUUACAUGUGUAGAUCGGUUGGUAACGCCAAUAAAGUCUGUCUUGG